Rubroshorea leprosula is the source of this 1098-nucleotide messenger RNA. The record is from the annotation of a GenBank genome assembly. NCBI's taxonomy places the organism in Eukaryota, Viridiplantae, Streptophyta, Magnoliopsida, Malvales, Dipterocarpaceae.
CAACCGGUCAACCCAUCCGGCCAACCCAUCAUCCUCCUUCCAAUCCUAAUUAAUCCUCCUUCCAACCCUAAUUUCAUAACCUUAUUCAUUUCCCUUUCUCCGCACUCAUGUACGCAGUAGUGCAGCCACAGCCUCACUUCAGCCCCUCACUCACUCUCGGUCUCGGUCGGAACUCUCACCUCACUUCAGCCCCUCACUCACGUAGCAGUGCAGCCACAGCCCUCAUUUUCGCCCCUCACUCACGUAGCAGUGCAGCCACAGCCUCACUUCAGCCCCUUAUUCACUCUCGGUCUCAGUCGGAACUCUCACCUCACUUCAGCCCCUCACUCACGCAACAGUGCAGCCACAGCCUCACUUCAGCCCCUCACUCACUCUCGGUCUCGGUCGGAACUCUCACCUCACUUCAGCCCUUCACUCACGUAGCAGUGCAGCCACAGCCCUCACUUUUGCCCCUCACUCACGCAAUCUACUACAGAUUUGCUGUUGAAGCUGCUACAGAUCUGUUGCUAGAGCUGUUACAGAUCUGCUCCUGGAGCUGCUGUCAAAGCUUGCCGGACUACUUCAACAAACGUUACUGUGCUUUUUUCUCACAUUGUAGCAAGCUUAAUCCAGAUACAAUAGAAGCAUUGAUGUGUCUUCAAGAUUGGUUAAGAACAGAUCUCAAAGGUUCUUUGGAUGAUAUAUGUUUCUUUACUCAAAAUGAGGAUAUGGAUUGUGAUGAAGACAAUAAUUUAGAGGGAUCCCUAUCCCCACCAUUCACGGGGACGGGGAUGGGGAGGGACUUCCCGACCCCGCAGGACCCCAUUGACAUCCCUACAUGGGAAUCCUUGUUGGCUCCGUGAAACUCAAGGAGUUUUUAGUAUUUUUGUGAAAUUUUGAAUGCUUUCUUAUUAAUUGUUCAGAAAAUAAAAGAGUUUAUUUUGUUAGCUUGUACCUCCCUGUCUUCACUCAAGAUGCAAAGGCAUAUUUCAUGGUUGAUGUUGUGGUAUCCUUUCUUGUGUUAGUCAAUUGAUGUAGUGAUACUAUACACUAAUUUUUUUGUAACUUGAAACAUAUGUAACACAUAUCUUUUUAGUUAAAUAAUAGUGUUUUAAAUUA